This is a messenger RNA of Toxoplasma gondii ME49, 2892 nucleotides long. RefSeq lists its product as hypothetical. The record is from RefSeq and is a predicted model, not a curated record. Bases 228 to 1817 code for a protein of 529 amino acids. The transcript is spliced from 4 exons. Lineage: Eukaryota; Apicomplexa; Conoidasida; Eucoccidiorida; Sarcocystidae.
AUAUAAGUGAUAGAAAAGCGAAUGCUUCUUUCCGUCAAUGCAUAUGUAUUCCAACGAUAAGACAGUGCUCUAUACGGUACAGAUACGAACCCAUAUGUAUACAGUUAUGUAUAUAUCCGGAGGCAUCUACACUAGGUGUGUGGACAGAGGGUAUACAUGCAUGCCAUAGGCAUAUAAUUCUUGUGCCUCAUGGCACGCAAAUAACAAGUUUUUUCUUCACCCCUAGGAUGUUUCGGCCCACUGUUUUCUUGUGUUUGUGCACGCACUGUGUCUCCUUUCUCGUAAGCGUGCAGGUGUGUCAGAACCUGGGGAAUUUUCUUCGCGACAUCGGUACAAACAUGCGCCGAGUUUUUCAAGAUUCAUACGCGUUUGGAAUCCAUAAACGGGCUGAAGAGCUAGCUGGAUUUCUACAUUACACAAUCGUCAGUCAGACGGUCACAGAGGCGUUAUUCGAAUUUGUUGAACAACACGUAACCGUUGCAGCCCUUGAGGCCGUUCUGAAUGCGACAUCGUCGGUUAUAGAAAUUCCUUCGGAUAGUCAGGUGUUUAAGCUGAUUAAUGCCCUUCUUUCUCUUGGGGGGGACUUUUAUUCCCUUGCAGAUAUGACUGCGGUCGACUUCGAGAAUAAAAACAUUGUCAGGUCGAAGGUACGGAAUGCCUUCUACUGCCGCCUAUUCAACGGACGUCUACGAUUCUGCAUGCCUUCCGUCAUUCCGCCCACAAGCGUCGCGACCAUCCCGAGAGAGACUGUGUUUGAUCCGGCAACUGGAUUCAUCAAAUUUAUAUACUUGAUUGGGUUUCAGUUCUCUUGCGAGCAACAGGGAGGCUGCUUCGCCGAUAUUUCUAUCGAAGGGAGCAAUUUCGAUGGAUUUUACGUCUUGGCUGCAGUCGGUACCUCAGGAUUUCCUGUCUACGCCGCCUUCCGCGAGUUCCAAAAUUUUCCUGAACUUAGACGGUUAUAUCUGUGGCAGGGAUUAAGGCCUUCGGUUGUCGACGCAUCUCAGGCAUCAUGGGCCGCAAUCACGCCGUUCUUCCCAGAAUCGUAUUAUGCAGCCACUCGAGGUCAGCUUUUCCCGUUCGCGUCCCUCGCCAGUUUGUCACCCCCAAACAACUGCUCGGAUUUGCCUCCAGUACCUUUUGGAGACACAACUACAAAUUUUCCGGCUUGUUUGAACGUCACUGCACAGUGGGUUGUAGGACGGGUGGCGGCCUUCGGAAACUGUAACGGAUUCCUUUAUUCCCACGUAUGCGUUUUUCCUGCAAUUGUCGAAACAUUUCCAACCAGCAAUCCGGAAACAUGGUCAGUGCAAGAGACAAGCUCUUCCACGCCCGGCCCUUCCUCUCCCUCUCCAGGUGAACCGGGGCCCAGUCCCCCUGGCGGUGGCGUCCCUCCCGGCGGUUCCCCCUCUAGACUACUCGCGAGACAUGGUGAGACUGCAGCGGAGAUUGCUACUGGGGGGUCUAUAGACAAACUAAAAAGCAUCGAAGAUGAAGGAGUACACUACACACGAGACAACAUGCACACAAACGAGUUAAAGAAGUUUGGGGGGCUGAACGGGGAACACGUGGGUUACCUGCCACCAUUCGCCGGUGAUACCGGUGACAAAAGCUGGACAGACAAGAAGAAGAUGCGAGUUUUUCUGAAGGGUGACGAGUUGAAGAAGGAGACUGAGAAGCUCAAUCUGUUGUCUGGCACGAAUGGGCGGCGUUUUCAGUCCGCCGUCCCAGUACACAGAUCCCAGUUUAUCGAUGGAUUCAGCGGUCAGCUGGACAUCUAUAUUCCCCCAUUCCUGCACAUCCCCAUAGAUAUAUGGUGAGGCCACAGGGAACGGAAACAAGGCAAGCAAACGCGGGCAGCAUCGAGGCAAAUGCAGAUUACACCUUACAAACGCUACGUCUUUGAAAAUAGUUUUUAUUAACCCGCGAUGCGCAUCGCUGCAAGGGUUGUCAACGUCAAGUCGCCGUGCUGGCGCCCACGACCGGUUUCGACAGCCCAACUGAAACCUAAGUGAGCGACUGAUUUUCAUCUAGAAAUAUGCUGUCGGCAAACAGAGAAUCUUGUUUUCUGUGCUGCCGCUUUUCGUCUUCGAAAGAAUGACAGUGGAGCGCUCAUGCGAGUUGAAUUUGUCGACUUGACGACGUGUUGUGUCGGUUCGACGGCGUUGAGCGGUCAACGCCACUGUAAUGCGGAUUUGUUUUUGUAAUGCUUUUGUAUCUCAGAAUGAAUAGUGUAUUAAACUGUUCCGCACCCGAAGCAGUUUACGAUAACUAGUCCCAGGUGAAACCCUAUUGAAAAUGCAUCUUGCUCGUGGAAUCAUCUGCUGGGCUACAUUGCCUGAACAUACGCCUGACAGGUAGUGGCAGCUCAUCUCGUACAUUGUACAUGCAGUGCUAAACAACAGUAUGUUGUUGUGCAGGCGAUGCUAUCGUUGCUUUUUCCGGUUCGUCCAGUUUACAUGCAAGCGAGGCAACUAUUGUCACUGGUAGAGGUAGAAAGCAGGUCACAUCAUCAUGACGUUACGCUAGUUUUGAGACCACAUAGCACGUUGGAAAAAUAUUCUCCAGACGAACUAUGGAGGAAUGGAUCUAAAGGGGUAUAUCUGGGAGAAUGCGUUGGACGGCAGACCAGUUGAACCCGGUCUAUGGAAGCAGCAAAACAAUUUUUAUCACAGUAUACAGGUCUUUUUGCGCGGCCAACGUGCCCAAAACUAUUCUUGUCAUGCCCCUGCGCGUUAGACGUCAAAACAAAUGUAACGUUGGGAUGCAUUAUGCGCUGUACGUCUUCGCGGCUCCCAUCCUUUUCUAUUGCUUGCAAACCUCCUGCCACCUGCAGCCCCUGCUUUCGUGCAAUGGAGAAGACAAGUACUCGACCCAACCUCAAUGGUUUCUCUU